GCCUGUGAAAGUACUCAAAUCCCCUCAUCUCUUGUUUAUAUAUCCAUACAGGGCAGUAGAAUUACCCAGGGGCAUCGCUGAUAUCCAGAGAUAUCAUCUCACUUUGGUUCCUCUCUUUUCUCAGAUAGAACCAGCAAAUGAUGCAAAGGCUGAAGCUGAGCUUUUAAAACAAUGCCAAUUAGCAACAUGCCCCCCAUAUUAGAAGCGUUUGAGGGAAAGAGAGUUAAUGUGGUGGAUGAAGGCCAUGGCCACCGUGCUAGAACCUUAGCCUCACCGACCCCAGGUGAUCACUGUUCACCCUGGAUGAUCUAUGGCUAACUAUUGCUACCAUUUUAUGCUGCAGUGCUGCUGGAAAAACAUGAAUAAAGACAACAAAAGAAAAAAUUGUCCUGAAGUUGAUGUACUUGGAAAUUUCUUCCUCAAGAUGAUGCUUGUAAUGUACUAAGUAAAAUGAAGAGAAUAAUGAACGAUCCUAUUAAUG
Molecule: messenger RNA, 481 nt
Organism: Rubroshorea leprosula
Lineage: Eukaryota; Viridiplantae; Streptophyta; Magnoliopsida; Malvales; Dipterocarpaceae
Source: the annotation of a GenBank genome assembly